Messenger RNA from Neoarius graeffei (lesser salmon catfish), 3692 nucleotides. RefSeq names its product ATP-binding cassette, sub-family B (MDR/TAP), member 6a (gene abcb6a). Gene Ontology annotation, cellular component: membrane. Gene Ontology annotation, biological process: transmembrane transport; heme transport. Gene Ontology annotation, molecular function: ATP binding; heme binding; ABC-type heme transporter activity. The record is from RefSeq and is a predicted model, not a curated record. The coding region runs from base 279 to 2837 and encodes 852 amino acids. Lineage: Eukaryota; Metazoa; Chordata; Actinopteri; Siluriformes; Ariidae. The transcript is spliced from 20 exons.
CGAACGAUAAUCCAGGAAGAGUUCUGAAUUAUUUUAAUCUGAAAAUAAAUAUAAAAUAGGGAUGUUUACAGUAUACAGUAGGGAUGUUUACUUCCGGUAUGUUUUGUUGCGUGGGGCUGAUGGGAGAGCGGGAUGCGAUCAAGCUCCUGCGAGGAACACAAGGACAGAGAGGGUGCAGCUGAAAUGUGGCUCUUUAUUGCGCAGUUGUAGUUCAUCUGUGAUUGAGGAUAUCGUGGAUAAAGCACAGCGCGUUACAGAAGGCUUUUGUGGGGGGAAAAAUGGUGGAACGCUGGCGCUACUGUGAGCCUGGCGUGUCUGUGCAGCGAGUGUGGACUGAUGGUGGAUUUACACCCUGCUUCUUCUUCACCCUCGUCCCCUCGGUCCUCGGCACACUCGCCGCCCUUCUUGGCACCCUCCACUGCGUGUGCUACGCUCGCUAUGGCACCAAAAUGGAGUCCCGAUUCGUGCCACGUUCUUGCCUUUACAAACUGCAGCUGGCUCUUUCGGUUCUGCUCGGCAUCCAGGCGCUGGCCUGGAUGAUAUUCCGGCUGGUACGGGACACGCCGGUGCCUGGAUAUGUGGUGCUUUGUGGCUGUCUCUAUGCCCUGGCGUGGGCAUGGGCGACCGCGCUGCUGAGAGUGGAGAGAAAGAGGGUUCUAGUGACGGACAGGACGAGAGGACACAGUGCUGUGCUGCUGUUGUACUGGACGGUGGCAUUCGUCGCUGAGAACCUGGCGUUCGUGUCCUGGGAGAGCCCAAGGUGGUGGUGGGGGUUCGAGAACCCCGAGCAGCUGGUGGAAUUUGCGUUCUGGCUGUUUCGCUAUAUCUGCUCUGGGACCCUGUUCUUCAUCGGCCUCAAAGCUCCAGGACUGCCACGAAGACCCUAUGCACUGCUUGUUAACGAGGACGAACGUGAUGUUGAAAGUGUCGGACAGCCGUUGCUAGGUGACGCGGCACAGAACCAGUCAGCAUGGAGCGACUUUAGAAGGAAGCUGCGUCUCCUGUUGCCGUACAUGUGGCCGAGCGGCAGCGUCCUCCUCCAGCUCGUCGUCCUGCUGUGUCUCGGGCUGUUGGCAGCCGAACGCGCCAUCAACGUCUUCGUCCCCAUCUACUACAAAAACAUAGUGAACGAGCUGACCGCAGGAAGUCCCUGGAAGACCUUGGCCACCACAGUGUGCAUCUUCGUCCUGUUCAAGUUCCUGCAAGGAGGUGGUGCUGGUUCUUCAGGGUUCAUCAGCAACCUGCGUACGUUCCUGUGGAUCCGCGUGCAGCAGUACACCGGCCGUGUGGUGCAAGUCCGCCUCUUCGCCCACUUACACUCUCUGUCUCUACGCUGGCACCUGCAGCGGCGCACCGGCGAAGUCCUGUGCAGCAUCAACCGCGGAACCUCGUCCAUCGACAGCCUGCUCAGCUACCUUGUUUUCACCAUCUUACCCACAUUCGCUGACAUCAUCAUCGCCAUCGUCUACUUCACGUCCAACUUCAACGCCUGGUUCGGCCUCAUCGUCUUCGUCUGUAUGGUGCUUUACCUCACUCUGACCAUCGUAAUAACUGAAUGGAGGACAAAGUACAGGCGAGAAAUGAACACUCAGGACAACAAUGCCAAGGCCAAAGCAGUGGACUCCCUGCUGAACUUUGAGACGGUGAAAUACUACAACGCGGAGGAUUAUGAAGUCGGUCGCUUUGAGGAAGCCAUUCUCAAAUACCAGUCGUUGGAGUGGCUGACCAGCGCGUCUCUGGCUCUGCUGAAUCAGACCCAGAAUCUGAUCAUCGGCUUGGGUCUGCUGGCCGGCUCGCUGCUCUGCGCGUACUUCGUCACCGAGGGCAAGUUACAGAUUGGAGAUUAUGUUCUGUUUGGCACAUACAUCAUCCAGCUCUAUACACCUCUCAAUUGGUUCGGCACAUACUACAGGGUCAUUCAGAAGUCAUUCAUUGACAUGGAGAACAUGAUCAAGCUGUUUGAUGAAGAGGAGGAGGUGAAGGAUGACGUGAACGCCCAAAUCCUGCACUACAAACACGGAAAGAUCGAGUUCGAAAAUGUUUCCUUUAGCUACGUAGAAGGGAAAGAGGUUCUGAAGGACGUCUCGUUUACGGUCCUGCCCGGCCAAACUGUAGCACUCGUGGGACAGUCGGGCUCGGGGAAGAGCACCAUCAUCCGUCUGCUCUUUCGUUUCUACAACGUUCAGGGCGGCUGCAUCCGCGUCGACAGCCAGGAUAUUUCUCAGGUGAAGCAGGCCUCAUUGCGUUCCCACAUCGGUGUCGUUCCCCAGGACACCGUCCUCUUCAACGAUAACAUUCGUGAAAAUAUCCGUUACGGCCGAAUCUCCGCCUCCGACCAGGAAGUGGAGGACGCCGCCGUCGCUGCUGACAUCCAUGACAAAAUUCUCUCCUUCCUGGAUGGCUACAACACACAAGUAGGUGAGAGGGGUCUGAAGCUGAGUGGAGGAGAGAAACAGAGGGUAGCCAUCGCUCGCACCAUCCUCAAAGCACCCCAGAUCAUCCUGCUGGACGAGGCCACUUCUGCCCUCGACACGCAGACGGAGCGCAACAUUCAGGCCUCGUUGGCGAAAGUGUGUACCAACAGAACCACCAUUGUGGUGGCCCACAGGUUGUCGACCAUCAUUGGAGCCGAUCAGAUCCUCGUUCUGCGGGAUGGACAGAUAGCCGAGAGAGGGAGACACGAGGAGCUUUUAGCUAAAGGAGGGCUCUACGCGGACAUGUGGCUGAAACAGCAGCAGGCCUCCGACUCGGACUCGGCCUCCGACUCGGAAACCAAAGACCGAUGUCCUGAGAAACUCCAACCCCCAUCGUCCACUGCAAAACACGGGCAUCACUGAGAGCCGAACAGCACGUGCAGAGAGGAUUCUGGGUACUAUUGAAAAGAGUAAGAAGUGGGGUGUGUUUUUUUUUUUUUUUUUCAAAGCAUUAUACCAAUAAUGAAACAGAUCUAUGUUGUGUAGACGUAUUAUCUUUACUGAGGUGGCGUAUGAACAAACCCCACAUUUGAACACGCACACAUUCUGUAUUAGAACAGAUAUAGAGCCGUCAUUACUUUCAGUCUGUCAAGAGUCACUGAAUCGGCAGUGCAGCCUUAUAUAUAAUAUAAAGGAAGGAGAAUAAUACCACAUUGACGUCAUGUGGGAAUUUGCUGGGAGAAGGAAACUUCCGAUUGGGAAGAGUUUAUGCUGAGCUGUUUAGUUUACUUGAUACAUGGUGGUGGCAGCAUUUGCUGAAAGCUGUGUUCGUGUUCAAUGCAGAACAAAACAUCUUCAGCAUCUGUAAUAUAAACAGUUCCCAUGGAGAAAUAAGUGCUUGGUAACGAAAGCUGGGUCGGUGUCAAGUUUAAUUCAAUCAGCAAACUGUUUUUUUUUUGUUGUUGUUGUUGUUGUUUUGUUUUUUUCUUCCCCCCCCCACCCCAAAUGUCGAUAAUAGCUCAGCAACACAAAUACUAAAAAGCGAUAAUGUUAUCCACCCAGCCGAGUUACACAAGUUCGUUUAUUGUGUGAUUUAAAACCAGUAAAUAAGAUGCGAGCAAGCCAAGUGAUUUUAGCUCAGACUAUUUUAAUUGUUUCAUAAAAUUUAAAUACUGACAUAGAAAGAAUUAGACUGGUACCAAAAUUCAAAAAAGUGCUUAUUUAAGGAGUUAAAGGCAUUUUUGAGACAAAGUCGGCCAACAGUCUUAUUUUGUCGAU